This is a messenger RNA of Merops nubicus (carmine bee-eater), 360 nucleotides long. RefSeq names its product sterol regulatory element-binding protein cleavage-activating protein-like. The record is from RefSeq and is a predicted model, not a curated record. The transcript is spliced from 2 exons. NCBI's taxonomy places the organism in Eukaryota, Metazoa, Chordata, Aves, Coraciiformes, Meropidae. Gene Ontology annotation, biological process: SREBP signaling pathway. The annotation marks the transcript as partial. Gene Ontology annotation, molecular function: sterol binding; protein binding. Gene Ontology annotation, cellular component: Golgi membrane; endoplasmic reticulum membrane.
CAGACGAUGGUGCUGGCGAGCGGCGGGCAGGACGGGGCCAUCUGCCUGUGGGACGUGCUGACGGGCAGCAGGGUCAGCCACACCUACGCCCACCGCGGGGACGUCACCUCCCUGACCUGCACCUCCUCCUGCGUCAUCAGCAGCGGCCUGGACGACCUCAUCAGCAUCUGGGACCGCGCCUCGGGCAUCAAGCUCUACUCCAUCCAGCAGGAGCUGGGCUGUGGGGCCAGCCUGGGCGUCAUCUCGGACAACGUGCUGGUGACGGGGGGGCAGGGCUGUGUGUCCUUCUGGGACAUCGGCUACGGGGACCUGCUGCAGACUGUCUACCUGGGCAAGAGCAACGAGGCGCAGCCCGCGCGG